Bombyx mori (domestic silkworm) is the source of this 2830-nucleotide messenger RNA. RefSeq lists its product as uncharacterized. NCBI's taxonomy places the organism in Eukaryota, Metazoa, Arthropoda, Insecta, Lepidoptera, Bombycidae. Bases 1366 to 2811 code for a protein of 481 amino acids. The transcript is spliced from 10 exons. Gene Ontology annotation, molecular function: protein binding. The record is from RefSeq and is a predicted model, not a curated record.
AACCGAGAGUUGGCGAAUUGGUAGGGGAAAAAAUCAGGUAGUACAUAUGCCGGUCUGCCUAAAAAGGCAAGCAAAAAAAAGAAGCAGUAGGUGGAAAGACUGCCCAAGACCGAUGCAAAUGGAAGAAUUGGAUUCGAGCCCUGCACCCCAGCAGAGAGUAAUUAAUAGGAAAAAAAGAAGAAGAAAGUGGUAAGAUACCAUGUAUUUGAACACAUGACGCUAUAUAUGUACAAUAAUAAAAAGACAAAACAUAGCUCGUAAUUAUAUAUAAUAGGAUUUAAUCAUGAAUUUAGUCCAAAAUAAUAUUUAUAAUAUAUUUUUUUUUUCAAAAACAUAUUGCAUACCAAUAUUUCAUGAAUUCUGUUGGUUGCGUUGGUGGUGUAAUGGUCAGCAUAGUUGCCUUCCAAGCAGUUGAUCCGGGUUCGAUUCCCGGCCAACGCACUUUUUGAUAUUCAUUUUGGAUAAUUUUACCAGUUAUACAAUCUACAAAAUUGUGGUUCUACUAUGAAACAUAUAAAAAGACAAGCCUAUAUCAAAGUAAAUUGUAUUGAAUCUUUUUUUUUUAAUGUAUUUUUAUGGAAUUUAUUCACUCAAUAAAACAGAAAUUUACAAAGCUCUAAGACCGUGAAAUAAAUAAUAAUAAAAGGUCUGUUUCAGAUAAUAAUAAAUUCAAGACAUUAAGAUAAUAAUAAUUAAAACUGGAAGAGGGAUUUUAUUAAAACUGUUUCCAUUUUUUUUUAAUUCCCUUAUGAAGCGUAAUCUCUAAGCAAAAAGUGCGCCCCCGGGUGGGCUCGAACCACCAACCUUUCGGUUAACAGCCGAACGCGCUAGCCGAUUGCGCCACGGAGGCAGCCAUUGCACAAUGCGAAAUUAAAGAUUACUAUUGAAGUAUACGAUAUAUCUAACAAAACGAUAUACCUGAGAAACCAGUUUUUUGUGCCUGAACCGGUGGAAUUUUGUUUGCAGACACGCUAUAGCACUGUGUUUUAUUUAAGUUGAAAAUAAUCGAAGUACCUGUUCAGUUGGAAUACAAUUUUGUGUUGCAAAGUUUACUAAACUAAACUUAUUUGAGGUUAUGUUGACAAGCCUACCUGUGUGGAGUUUGUAAUUUAAUUUAAGUUUCAUUAAUUAAAGUGAUCCUGAUUUGUGUUGUUAGUGUUGUUCGGAGCCGUCUUUAAGUGUUAAAUAUAAACGAGUCAUUUUUACGAGAACUUUUACAUAGAGAUUUAUUGAUAGGUUAUGUUCUGACAAAAAUUACAUGAAAACAAUAAAGCUAGUGUUGCAAGUGCUUGAACUAUCGAAGUGAAGUACUGUUUAUUUUACAAUAAAAUUUUAUCUCGUAAAAUAGUGUGGAAUUUUGUAUCCAUGGCGAACAGAGUCCCCGGGACAUGCUGUGCAGCUUCUGUAGAAAGGGCAGGUCUCCCUGGGUUACUUCGCGACUUACAAAGACUAUCCGAAGAUAUCGAUACAGCAGACAUUGUGUUCAUACUGGGAGCGAAUGAAGAAAAAUGUUACGCACAUCGGAUCAUCUUGAUUGCAAGAUGCAAAAGUUUCCAGAACACAAAACGUGGUGAAAUAUGUCGGAUCCCUGGUUGUACGGUUACGCCAUCUGUUGGCGGACAGCCGAUACCUAUACGGAUGCCGCACAUCCAACCCGAGACCUUCAGGCUCUUCAUUCAAUACGUUUACACUGGAAAGCUGCUUUUACAAGAUUCAGGAGUGUUUGAAAUGAUGACGCUAGCAGCAGAUCUUGGGGUAGAAGAUUUGCGGUCUGCUUGCGAAGACCACGUCACUUCAACAUUAAGCGUAGAUAGUGCUUGUACUCUGUUGGCUGUUGCAAUGGAAAUACAUGAUAGACCAGGCGGAAAAAGUGCAUCUUCGUUUAUGGAGCGCUGCAUCGCCUUCAUUGGAGACAACGCGGCCGACUGUGUCAAGACCAACGCCUUCCUCAACCUGCCCAAGGAAGCUCUCAUCAAGCUUAUAUCUUCGGAUUUCCUGUGUCUUGAAGAGGAAGAAGUGUGGCGCUGUGCUCUCGCUUGGGCCAAGCAGCGCGCCGGCGUGACCCAACCCACGGCGCACUGGACGGAGGAGGAGAGGGCGCGGGUUUGCCACCACCUCGCACCCCUCAUGCAACACAUAAGACUGUUACUCAUAGAGAGUUCAGUGUUCGCUGAGGAGGUGGAGCCGACGGGCGCGGUGCCCAUGGAGGUCUCUCUGGAGCGGUACCGGCGCGCCGCGCUGCACGCCCAGCCCGACCACAACACGCAACCCAGGUUGGCUGUGAACAUGUUCGCGGGCUCGGCGAUCCUUCAUCAGGAUAAAAGCGCUUUUCAAUCCGUCAUUAACAACUGGUGUGGGACUCCAAAGCAGUCGUGGCGGCUUGUGUUCCGCGCCUCGACACACGGCUACUCCGCGCAGGCCUUCCACUCGCACUGCGAUGGAAUAUCGCCCGUCUUACUUUUAGUGCAGUUGUCCCGCGGCGAGGUGGUGGGGGGGUACAGCAGCGCGGGGUGGGGGCCGGGCGGCGCGGGGGGCUACGUGUCGGCGGAGCGCGCCUUCCUGUUCGCGCUGUCGGAGCCCCCCGCGCGGCACCCGCUGCUCAAGAAGCCCUUCGCGCUCUGCUACCAUCCCGACUGCGGUCCUAUUUUCGGCGCCGGCGCGGAUCUGUUCAUCUCGAGUAACUGCAACACGAACUGUGACAGUUACAGCAACCUACACUCGUACGGGGAUCCAAUCGCGCCCGCCUCGCUCGCGUCAGAGUACAACUUUACCGUGUUAGACUACGAGAUUUUCACUUAUAAACAUCAAUAAAUCGUUCAAUAACAACAAA